UGCGCAUGCGCAUCGGUCCUCCAUUAAUGUGCGCGUGGAGCAUGUUUACGCGAUGCUGUUAGCAAGGAAGCAUUAUUAGUGUUGUUUCGUUUGAGUUACAAAGCAGUUAAUUGGCAAUAGAAACCCGACAAAAUGGCAAACGAGGGUUCAACGAAGCUGUCGAAAAACCUUCUACGGAUGAAGUUUAUGCAAAGAGGUCUUGAUGCAGAGGUAAAGAAACAACUGGAGGAAGAAGAGAAGAGGAUUAUAAGCGAUGAACAUUGGUAUUUGGACCUGCCUGAACUUAAAGCCAAAGAGAGCUACAUUGUUGAAGAAAAGAGUUACAUUCCAUGUGAAGACUUGGUUUAUGGAAGAAUGUCAUUUAAGGGAUUCAAUUCUGAGGUUGAGAAACUAAUGGUUCUAAUGAAUGCUCCCAAAGAAGAGGAGGAUGAAGUGGAGGAGAAGGAUAUGACUCAGAUGGACAUGGAUGUAACUGAUGAGGAGAUGGCCAUGAGAUAUGGAAGCUUGGUUGAAAGCAUGAAACGAAGAUUUGCCAAAAAAAGGGAACGCACAUGUCUGAAGAAUGUCGAGGAAGAUCUCAACCAUAAUACUGUAGAGACACAACCUAAGAAAGCUUUUUUAAAGCCACAGGACUGAGACAUUUCAUAGCCUUUAGGAUUUUUUUUUUUUUUUAAGUCCUUCAAAGGAUAUAUAUACACACAGACUUUGGCCUUUUAUUGUUUUAAUGCCUUUUACGAGUGUUCAUUGUAAGGGGAAAAAAGAAUGCUACAAAAUGGCAGUAAAAAUGGAUGUUGUACAUCCUUGUUUUUAAACAAAUGUUUAUGAACAUUAUAAUGUGCAUUGUAUUUUUAUUUUUUUAUAUAUUUUUGGGCCACCCAGAAGAAAGUAUAGUUAAAAAUUCUUGUGCAAGAACUGAAAUUUAAAGGUCUGUUUUUUCACAGCAAAGAAAAUUAUGGCAAAUCCAAAAAAAUGCAUGGGUGAAUCUUGUGUUGGUAAAGUAAAACUCCAGUCACAGUAUAUCUUGUGUUCAGGCACACCACCACUUUUUUUUAAUGGUAAUGGAUCCAUCUUAUAAAUGUAGCUAGAACACACCCCUUGCAUUUUCCUUGUGACAGAAUUCCAAACAAAUCUGUGUUUCAGAAUCUGUCUUUAUGGUACAUUUAUGGGUCAGUCACAUCUCAAAUAUGUAUUAAGCAAAAACUUGACAAUAAUUAAAAAGUGAAUGCAUGCAUGGCAGGCACUGCUA
Clarias gariepinus (North African catfish) is the source of this 1246-nucleotide messenger RNA. It is a transcript of the gene mphosph6, whose product is annotated as M-phase phosphoprotein 6. The coding region runs from base 133 to 636 and encodes 167 amino acids. The transcript is spliced from 5 exons. The record is from RefSeq and is a predicted model, not a curated record. Lineage: Eukaryota; Metazoa; Chordata; Actinopteri; Siluriformes; Clariidae. Gene Ontology annotation, biological process: maturation of 5.8S rRNA.